AUGAUGUCCACUUCCAAGCGAGUUCUGGAGGGCCUGGAGCAUUCAAAAGCAAAGAGAGUUUGCCGUCCUGCACCCUUGGACCUUGAAUAUUCCUCCGGCCUGCCAACCCAUCUGGCCAAUGGGGACAAUUUGUCUCCAUUUGUGAUCCAGAACGGUCAGCCCUCGCCAAUCCCCGGCGAAUUGUUCAGCCAGGUGCUGAACAUCAAUGGAUCAUCCAAGACCGUGUUCACCAAAUUAGUCAACGGCGAUGAUCUGUCUCCCCGGCUGGUCCAACAAAUUGGCCAACCCUCGCCAAUUCCUCACGCCCUGAUCAACAAGUCAUUGAGCAUCAAUGAAACUUCCGAGGUCACUCGCCCUCAGGGCCCAUUCCUCUUCUCUAGCAACCAAGGAAACACCCAGUCCACAGGCGAGUUUAACCCUCGUCUUUCUACCCCCAACGACGGUGCAUCGAACACCGUGAACGUGAACUGGCCACUUCCAUACACUCGCUCCGUCGGUCCGGUUAACGAGGAUGGCUUCGCCGUCAUUACUCAGACCUGGUAUGAUUACAGCUCCAUGACGGACUCAGACUCACAGUCCUCUUUCAAUCCCGAAUUCUUCCCCACUCCUCGAACCCGCACGCGAGUUCAGUACUUCGGCCGGCCCGAUGGAAGAUCUCGCAAGAAGCCUCGCUUUAUUUUGGGGUUUCGUCGCGGUUGCCCUCAAUGUUACCACCGGGUCCCUGGCCAUAUGAGCCACAUUGUUUUUCUUGAGUCGCCCGACUCACGAUUUCUAUGA
Molecule: messenger RNA, 777 nt
Organism: Penicillium expansum
Lineage: Eukaryota; Fungi; Ascomycota; Eurotiomycetes; Eurotiales; Aspergillaceae
Exons: 2
Coding region: 1-777 (258 amino acids)
Source: RefSeq, a predicted model, not a curated record